Cottoperca gobio is the source of this 4270-nucleotide messenger RNA. It is a transcript of the gene arhgap9, whose product is annotated as Rho GTPase activating protein 9. The transcript has 21 exons. The record is from RefSeq and is a predicted model, not a curated record. Gene Ontology annotation, molecular function: protein binding; phospholipid binding. Gene Ontology annotation, biological process: regulation of GTPase activity; signal transduction. Gene Ontology annotation, cellular component: cytoplasm. NCBI's taxonomy places the organism in Eukaryota, Metazoa, Chordata, Actinopteri, Perciformes, Bovichtidae. The coding region runs from base 343 to 3294 and encodes 983 amino acids.
GGAGGAUGUAUCAUCAUGGGCUGCAGCGGGAAAUGUAGUGCCAAUCUAAUCCAUGAGUGUUAAUUUGUACAAAUGCACGGCGGAGUUCAUCUCUGUGCUUCUGUUUACCUAAAUAAUGUAAAGUUAACAAUUUGUAUUCCUCCCACGAGAUAAGGCGCAACUUCUGCUGUCUCGGCAGUUCACCCCAAACAACUCAACUGAGCUGUCAUCACGUCGCUGCAAGAGCAUGGCACUGGCCUGGCUCCAGUCUAACCUGCCUUGUGCUAACCCGACCAGUAUCACCAGUAUAAACCAUCAGCACGCUUCCAGGAAAGCUUGCUGAGCAGGACUGUGCGGAAAGCCAUGCUGUCUGGGACUUGGCGGCGUUCUCUGGGGCACCAGCAGCCCGCUGCAGCGCCUGUGGUGUCCCCCAGGAGCAUGACAGUGUGUGGGGUCCCCAGUGGCACGGUGGUCCUAGAGGCCCAGUAUGACUACAACUACCGCGGCGCUGAUGGACGGCAGGUGUGCAUCAGGGAGGGCGAACGGUUCAUUCUUCUGAAAAAGACCAACACUGACUGGUGGCAGGUGCGGAGGAUUGGGGCGGCCAGUAAAACAAAACCACUGUAUGUUCCUGCCACGUAUGUGACAGAGGUGCCCAUUGCACCGAUGCCCUCGCCACAGCGUCUGGUUGUAUCUGACUCGCUGAACUCCAACCUCAGGAUACUGCCAAGGGUGUCACUCUCUCCUGGCCAAAAAGAGACAACCUAUAAUGAACAGCAUCAAGCGAACAAACCCAUGUUCCGCUCCAUGGAAAACCUCAACUCCAACAGUGCCUUCCGGGGGCUGGACAAGAACACCAGCACGAGUGGAGGCCACUUCCCCACGCUGCCCCUCUGGUCUGGUUUCACCUUUACCCCCAACUCUUCCACAUCCUCCUCAGGCCACCUCAUGGUCCCUGGGUCCCCCGCAGUUUCCAUGGCACCACCAAACCCCAGGGUGGUCCCCAUGAUCACUCGAAGCCGGAGCUCUAGCAACCUGCCUGAAAACCUGAUGGAGAACCUGUACGAUGAGGUGGGAGGUGUCUUCUGCAGUCGCGUCAACCACAGGAUGCCCAAGAAGUCUUGCAGCCAGUGGGACAUGGUGGGAGCCAAGAACAACAGUCUGCAGGUCCCAUCGGAGUCCUAUACCUCGCAGCUGUCCUGGCAGGACUCCCCUCUUUACACUGAAAAUCAGUCAGAGAAACGUCUGUCCCAAGCGGAGCCCCCUAGCCCAGCCCCAGGUCAGCAGCCCCUUCAGGUCAUAGAACUGUGGGAGCAGUACUCGGACCCGCCCACAGGGAGAAGCUACUACGUCAACAGCGCCACAAAGGAGAGGUCCUGGAAACCCCCCCGCCGGGCCCGUGGACGCACCGCCGACAAGGACUGUUCUGUACAACCUCAGACGUUACCCAGAGAAACCAGUCGUAUGUCCCUACCACUUCCUGGAGCUGGAACAAUGCACAAGCUGUCUCCUGAUUCCCUCUUCGGGACCCACCAGAGGAAUACUGACGGUAACUGGCAGAUGAAACAGAGCAUGCAGCGCGCCGUCUCCUCUGACACCCUGAGCACGAUGUCGUUCAGCAAUGCUGAUGCCCAGUGCCAUAACUCUGCCGCCCUGCAUGAUGUCAAGCAGCACCUCAGCCACUCCCAAUCUAUGAUCCUGCCUGAGAACGGCAAGCUUGUUCAUCCGUGCAGAGAUUUCUCCUGUAAUGUGGCCAACAUCGUCGUGGAGCCGCCGUCUCCUCAGAGCUCUCCAGACAGCGAUGGCUGCACGCCGGAGUUGGAGAAAGCCGGCCUUUUGAACAAGACAAAGAUCGCAGAAGGAGGCCGUAAACUAAGGAAGAAUUGGAGCCCCUCCUGGGUGGUGCUGGUCGGGAACAGUCUGGUUUUCUUCAAAGAUCCUAAAUCACAGACACCUUCCAGCUGGAAACCAGGAAACAGUCGCCCUGAGAGCAGUGUGGAUUUAAGAGGAGCAAAGCUGCACUGGGCCAACGACCUGUCAAGCAAGAAAAACGUCUUCAGGCUGAGGACAGUGACGGGCAACGAGUUCCUGCUACAGUCGGAGACAAACUCUCUGAUCAAAGAGUGGUACAUAACCAUCCAGAGCGUCAUCGACAGGCUGGACCGCGAAAACCCAUUGGACAACGUCCUUCUGUACUCUCUGAGGCGAGCGGGCAGCGUGGAGCUGCUGGAGCACAGCGCAGACGAGGAUGACAGGAGAACGGCGCGCUUCUUACAUCCUUCCAUCCUCUCCUCCAUCCUCUCCUCCAUCCAGCCCACUUAUAUUUUCACGCGGCCCCCGUGGCAAAUAAUCCCCCCGUCAGUCCUGUCUCACCUCCGCCGUCGCCCGGCCCUCCCACUUUUCAUCCUCACCACCAUCCCCUCUCAUCUGCUCUCCUGCCCGGCCGCAGCCCAACGCCCCACACUGACCUCCUCUUACUCCUUCUCCUCCUCCUCCUCCUCCUCCACCUCCUCCUCCAUCUUUCCUCCCUCUGCAGUCCCUCGCUCGACGUCCAACCUGGAGAACACGGAGAGGAAGAGAGUGAAGAGCCGGCUGAAGAAGCUGAUCCUAAAGAGACCUCCUCUGCAGGCGCUGCAGGAGAAAGGGCUCAUUAAAGAUCAGGUGUUCAGCUGUCGUCUGGAGAUGCUCUGUGAGAGAGAGAAGAACACCGUCCCUCGCUUCGUCAGACUUUGUACUGACGCUGUGGAGAAGAGAGGACUGGACACUGACGGCAUCUACAGAGUAUCAGGGAACCUGGCAGUGAUUCAGAAACUACGCUUCCUGGUGGACCACGAGCGAGCAGUGACUACAGACGGCCGUUACAUGUUCCCGGCGGAGUUUGUACAAGAAGAGAAGUUGAAUUUGGACCAGAGUGAUUGGGAGGACAUUCAUGUCAUCACAGGAGCUUUGAAACUUUUCUUUCGGGAGCUUCCCGAGCCCCUCGUGCCCUUCGGCUUCUUCACCGACAUCGUGGAGACAGUCAAGAUGUCGGACUACAUGGACAAAGUGGAUCGUUUGAAGUGUCUGGUGCUUAACAUGCCUCCUCCAAAUCAUGACACGCUGCAGUUCAUGUGUCGCCAUCUCAAACGAGUGUUGGAGUGUUCGGGCGCCAACCGAAUGACCACCCAGAACAUCGGCAUCGUGUUCGGGCCGACCCUGAUGCGUCCAGAGCGGGACAACGGCAACAUGGCGGUGAAUAUGGUUUACCAGAAUCAGGCGGUGGAGCUCAUCCUCAGCGAGUUUGACCACAUCUUUGGAACAAGAGGCCCCUCUUGAUCUUUACGGACAGAGGCGGGGAGAGGGAUUCAAAAGCUCCUCCAGAUCAGACGAAAGAACAAGAAGUGCAGCAUUUGUCCUCUUUGCCUGUUGACUCAUGUGGUGUAAAAUGGGUUUCACAUCAAAAACGUAAUUACGGGUUAAAAAGAACCAGGACAGAAAGCUGCUAAUCAUGACAUCUGGCCUUCAUAUAAAGCCAUGUUAAAACAAUAAUAGUAAAACAAACCAAUUUUAGCUGCAACGCUGCGACUGCAGAUGUGGAGAGCAGCCCCGGUGUUCUUUACUGCAGGAGCCGACACCUCUUUGUCACUUUUCCUUCAUGUUUCAGAACUCAUCGGGAAUUCUUUUUUUUAAAAAGCCAUAAAAAGUGAUACAUUUCCCGCGUCUUUAUCAAGGUUUGCGAGGAAGGAUGUGUCUUAACGUAGCGCUGAAAACAAAACUUAGUAAACCAUCUCACUGUGAAAACGCAUGCACCAGCACCUCUUGCAGCAGGGAUGGACCGAGCUCACCUGCAGUGGAAAGCAAGCAAGCUGGGCGUGUAAGUGUGAGCGAAGUCGUACAGUGUUUUUAUGUUUAUUUCAGACUCCUGAGGUGGAGUUUAACUCGUCAAAGAUGCAUGGUUUCAGUGAUGCGAUGAAUGUGCCAACUGGGCAGCAAAUGUUCCUUUGUACCAAAUAGUACUUUGUAGUGAGUGUGGACCUUCGACGCUUCCCUUCUUGUACAAAUUCUGAUCUGUCUUCUAUUUUUAUUAGUUCAAACUCCUCAGAUUAAGUUAAAAAAAAAAUAAGUUGUAAAUAUGUAAAAUACUGUCUUUGUCUACUCGUAGCACUUUGCAUACAGUGUGUGAUCUGAAGAUUAUAUAUUAGCCAAAUUCAAACUGAUACUUUUGCUUUUAAAUGACCAGUGUGUUGGUAAAAUAUUGCUUGGACCUGAUUGUUAACUCUCCUGCAAUAAAAAAAGAAAUUGAAGAAGUGAA